Saccostrea cuccullata (small rock oyster) is the source of this 1050-nucleotide messenger RNA. RefSeq lists its product as uncharacterized. The coding region runs from base 279 to 743 and encodes 154 amino acids. Lineage: Eukaryota; Metazoa; Mollusca; Bivalvia; Ostreida; Ostreidae. The transcript is spliced from 4 exons. The record is from RefSeq and is a predicted model, not a curated record.
CAAUAUCUUGAGGAUUUCCUGGUGGGGGAUGUGCACACUGAUGACCUGAGACAUUUGAUGUUUUCCUCACCAGCUUCUUCUUCUCUGCUAUGCCUUACCCUGGUAUUGUGACGGAACAUUCGAGGCCACCUCCUAGCCAUCAACUUUGGUCCAUCCAUGCCUCCAUCAGGAGAUGAGAAAGCAACAGACAGGUUCUCAAGAAGUUGAAAGAAACCUUAGGGGUAGAGCCAGAAGCCCAGGGUUUUGUUUCUGACUUUGAGAAAGUUGUGUGAAAAGCAAUGAUCAGGGAAGUUUUCUUGGCUGCCUCCAUUAAGGGCUGUGUAUUCCAUUUCACCCAAGCUGUAUGGUGGAAGACACAGGAACUUGGCCAUAAGACAACAUACAGUCAGCGGGAGGCUGGGUAUCGAUACAUCAGGAUGCUCAUGGUGCUGCAGUUUCUAUCAUCCACCAACACAGAGCCAGCAUUCCAACGUCUAAGCCAGCGUCUAAGUCAGCGAGCUACAUCCACCGAGCUGAGGAACCUUGUUGGCUACACGGAGAACACCUGGCUAAACAACCCCGUGUGGAGGUCAGGGAACUGGUCCAUCUACAGACAGUCCAUCAGGACCAACAAUGACGUGGAAGGUUACCACACAUGGAUCAAUGCAGACAUGGGACGAGGCAACAAAUCCUACAUUGAAGUGAUCAUUGUUGAGCUUACCCACCAACUGGUGAAUGAAGAACAAAUCUUCCGAAACCAAUGACAAAAACAGCGCAGGAUGAAAUGCGGUUUACACCAGACCUGGGAGGAGUAUGGGCAGCGCUCUGUAUCCCAGCUCCUCAGCGAGUGCGGAGAUAUCUAAGGACCAUGCAGUGACUAAUGAACUUUAGUGUUAUUGUGUAUAGUGCUGUGAUAUGUGCUCUUUCAUGAACUUCCAAGUUAUUACAUGUACUGUGAAAUGUGCUUUCAAGUGAACCUCUUUUAUCGUGUGCUUUAAUACUUUAUAGUGAACAUUUCAACGACACGAGGAUUGGACUUAAUUUCUGUGCAGAUUUAGUGUGACAUUGAUG